AUGAUCUCCUCGAGCAAGCUGAAGUCCGUCGACUUCUACAGGAAAAUUCCUAGGGAUUUGACGGAGGCAUCACUAUCUGGUGCUGGAUUAUCCAUAUUUGCAGCACUGGCAAUGGUGUUUUUGUUUGGAAUGGAGCUGAGUAGUUACUUAGCAGUCAAUACCACCACAUCUGUAAUUGUUGACAGGAGUUCAGAUGGGGAGUUCUUACGGAUAGAUUUUAACUUGAGCUUUCCUGCGCUUUCAUGUGAAUUUGCAUCAGUUGAUGUCAGUGAUGUGCUGGGAACAAACAGACUAAACAUAACGAAAACUGUUCGCAAGUUUUCAAUUGAUCGGAAUUUAGUACCUACUGGAUCUGAGUUCCAUGCUGGACCUAUACCCACUGUCAACAAACACGGAGAUGAUGUUGAAGAAUACCAUGGUGAUGGUUCAGUUGCCUUGUCCUCUCGCAAUUUUGAUAGCUAUUCUCACCAGUACCCUGUUUUGGUUGUCAACUUUUAUGCCCCCUGGUGUUAUUGGAGCAAUCGUCUGAAACCUUCAUGGGAAAAGGCUGCGCAAAUAAUAAGGGAGAGAUAUGACCCUGAAAUGGAUGGCAGAAUUCUUCUCGGGAAAGUUGACUGCACUGAGGAAGUUGAACUGUGUAAGAGGCACCAUAUACAAGGUUACCCAUCAAUUCGCAUUUUUCAUAAAGGGAGUGAUAUGAAGGAGAAUCAGGGUCACCAUGAUCAUGACUCAUACUAUGGGGAACGUGAUACCGAAAGUUUAGUCGCGGCAAUGGAAACAUAUGUUGCAAAUAUUCCAAAAGAGGCCCAUGUGCUUGCUUUGGAAGACAAGUCCAACAAGACUGUUGAUCCUGCAAAGCGUCCUGCUCCAAUGACCGGUGGCUGCAGAAUAGAAGGUUUUGUGCGGGUCAAAAAGGUUCCUGGCAGUGUUGUAAUAUCAGCUCGAUCUGGUUCACACUCGUUUGAUCCAUCUCAGAUAAAUGUUUCCCACUACGUCACAACAUUCUCAUUUGGCAAAAGGCUCUCAUCAAAGAUGUUCAAUGAACUGAAAAGACUAUUUCCCUAUGUUGGCGGACACCAUGAUAGAUUAGCUGGUCAGUCUUACAUCGUUAAGCAUGGUGAUGUCAAUGCAAAUGUUACUAUUGAGCAUUACCUACAAAUUGUAAAGACUGAGCUGGUUACGCUGAGAUACGCAAAGGAGUUGAAAGUGCUUGAAGAAUAUGAAUACACAGCACACAGCAGCUUGGUGCACAGCUUCUAUGUCCCUGUUGUGAAAUUCCAUUUUGAGCCUUCUCCCAUGCAGGUCCUGGUGACUGAACUUCCAAAAUCGUUCUCCCACUUCAUCACAAACGUCUGUGCUAUUAUUGGUGGAGUUUUCACGGUGGCCGGCAUACUUGACUCCAUCUUGCACAACACGCUAAGGUUGGUGAAGAAGGUUGAGCUAGGGAAGGACAUUUGA
This is a messenger RNA of Triticum turgidum subsp. durum (durum wheat), 1458 nucleotides long. The record is from the annotation of a GenBank genome assembly. Lineage: Eukaryota; Viridiplantae; Streptophyta; Magnoliopsida; Poales; Poaceae.